Messenger RNA from Caenorhabditis sp. 36 PRJEB53466, 5137 nucleotides. The record is from the annotation of a GenBank genome assembly. NCBI's taxonomy places the organism in Eukaryota, Metazoa, Nematoda, Chromadorea, Rhabditida, Rhabditidae.
AUGACUCGGAACGGGACCAAAUCCCUGCAACACGAUGAAAUGGACACGACUUCCCCGCCGAGUGGUUCCGGAACGACGACGACCUCACCUCCGGAUUACGCGACCGCGGCGACACUCCGCUCGACGCCCGCGCAAAUGUCAGCGGCGAUUACCGUCGAUUUGGUAGUGGCGGCUCAGGUACGAGCACCCACAAAAUGAUGCAAUUUAGAUGUGCGGGGGACACUAAAAACCCAUACCAAUGCACAAUUGAAGUUCCAUUAGUGCAGCGGAGCGUGCUUGCUCACUGAUCACCUCAAAAUACUUCCAAUCAGAGCACACCUCAAUCCGGUUAGCUCCAUCGUUCUUUCCUUUUUCGUACCAAAACCUAAUCGAACCGACGUUCUUCUUCGUCUCGCUCUCUUUCGUCCCAUCUUUUCGCUUUCGGCUGGCACAUUGUGCACGAAAACCGGGGCCCGACGAGCCCGUUGAGUCUAAUUCGGUUGGUUGAGACAGCGUGCAGAAAGGAGAGAUCGCAGUCGGUCGACUCAAUCAAGAAUUCAGUUGGCGCCUCUUUUGUCGCGCCAAAGGCGACAACUGGAUAAAGAAAAUGAGGGCGGUCGAGUUCAAACUGCUCGAAGCUCAAUGAGCUCGGAGCUCGGAGCACAGUGCUGACGGAAGAGAACGUCAGUUUUGAGGAAUGACAGGCAAUUUCAAUUGAAUAUCCGUCGGACUCAUCCGUCUGGUGAGCCUCCCUUCAAUAAGUCCGCCCUUCAAUUUUAUGAGCCCACUAAAAUUCCGUCGUCUUUUCUUUUCUCUAUCCCUUUUUCCUGCUCAAUUCCUGGGCUCAAUUGAACGGGCACGGGUAUGGAAAACCGAAAUUUAUGGGGCAAUUCAAGUGGAUUACGGUGGAUUUAUCUCACAUCGAAAAUCGAGAAAAGCGGUGGAAAGGUCAGAAAAGAGCAGAAAAGUGUGCGGUUUCACACGUGCACGGAGGACCAAUAGAUCGAGUUUCGAACUUUUCAGAGAGAAGCCAACUUCCUGCGAAUGAUUGACCGCAAGGCUCCGUUGCUCUACGAGCCAGACGUCGUGAACCACGCCCUGCGAAGAUAUGAAACCUACUGGCUGCCGAUGCAAGUGAGUGAUCGAUCUGUUGAUCCUUUGAGCCUUCGUCCUUCUUCCAGGCCGCCCAUCCCGACCUGAAUGUGAUUCCUCCGUUGGACGUGCAUUGGGUGUGGCACACGCACAUGCUCAGUCCCAUUCAUUACCAGGAGGUGCGUGACACAUUCUGAUUUCCGGAACCUUUUGCGCUAAGGCAUCUCAAAAAUGCAUCAAGUAUCACAUAUCAAAGAGUGACAAGAGAGUAAACGAGGUCUCAGAGACGCAGAUUUGUAUGACAUUGAAAAAUGAGACUCGUCGGUGAGAAGAGCCCGUGUGGGCUUCACGUAAUGACUGCACAAGUUCGUAUACAGGUGGACCCCCAUUGCGCGGUGCGUGAGAGACUUCUGAGUUUAUGUCCGUCCGAAAGGAUUACGAUGGCCCUCGCCUCGAGCCGUUGUUGUUUUCGGAGGCGCCGAGCUCUGAUGGAUUUACUGCUACUUUUGGGUGUUCGUACUCCCGGAGAGACCGCCCAAUGAGCAAGAUCUGCCCGAGUCAUCUUUGCUUUUAUCCGUGACGGAGCAGGAGGAAAAAGAGGGGGAGGGGGAGUGAAGAGCGCGCAAAACACAAGUUGGCAACAUGCUUCUCGCCACGAUCUCUUUCCCUUGGGGCAUAUGCGGAUGCCCUUGGUACGGAGGGGCGACACUUGUUAUGUUUAUACAUAAACACACUGACUGACCCGCGGGGUGUGUAUAUCGGAAUGGUGGCGCCAAUUGGCCGGAUUAGAAUAGAGUCUGUGGAAAUUUGGGCAAUUUGAGCGAUUUGCAGGACUGCGAGAAGCUCGUCGGCAAAGUAAUCGACCACAAAUUGCUGUCGUCGGAUGAGAUUCAGAAGAGGUACGACAAAGAGGGACCGGCGAACGAUCCCCGGCUGUUGCAGGUACGACAGCAGCGUCCGCGCAUGGGAUUCGUACUGUAGCCCCGAGCCUUACGACUUUCUGGCCAGCCAGGCACCGCCCACGCCUUACAAGACAAAAUGCAACUACGACAUUGCGGGCGCUGUCCAGAGGCAGAGGAAUUUCAACUAUCAGGUGAGAGCUCAGAUCGCAAUAGAGUAAACAGUUCAUUGAUCAGUCAUUUCUGAGAAUUCCUGGGCCAGUUGUGAUCCUCUCUCCCUCUGUUUUUCCCUCAGAAACGAUAGACUGCCUUACGAUCAAUCAAAACUUCGUACUAGUGUUAAAAUAACUUAUUGACCAAUUAGCCGCUUGUCUCGCUUUUCCUCUCGCCCCAUACACUGCGUCCGCGCCGCUCCAUCAAUCACUUUGAUGCGAAGGCGAAGGCUGCUCUCAGACAGACAAGAUUCUUCUCGCAGCUCAGCAAAAAUAUCUCCCUCGUUUGCCAAGUGUCAAUCGUUCGAUUAUACGUCGAUUAUCUCGAGGGCAGUUGUCGUUUCGAGAAGGGAUCCUUUCUUUGCUUCCAGGUCUCUCUGCCGCACUACACUUCCGCCAAGUUCCUUUCGGAGUCCGUCAAGCGGUACAUUCAGUUCUUGCUGCUCAAACAGACGUACUCGGAUCAGUUCCUGACGCCGUGCUACGACUUUGACAUCAUUUGGCACACUCAUCAGGUGAGUUAAGGAAAAGAAGAACAAGAUGAAGAAGAAGGAGGAGAAGCCGGAACACGUCACUUCUGGCUUUCCGAGUAUUAUUCGUGGACACUCCACGCGUCUUCUGCACAUCGUAAACAACUUCCACAUCAAACAUUUUCCGAGAAAAACCUCUCAAUUUUUUCCUAAAUGAAUCUCAACCACCGAGUCCAUUUUUCGAGUAAUUCUCCCGAAAAGUGCCCAUUUCUGUUCCCGAAAAGUGCCCAUUCUUCGUCCAUUCCCUUUUUCAGACAAUUCGGUCUCCUCGGUCUCAUAAAAUAUUGAUGCGGUGCUAAAAAAGCGGCCCCAAAUGGCUUGUUUUCAGGUUCAUCCUUCCAGCUACCUCAGGGACUGCACCGCCAUUUUCGGAUCUCUUCUGAAGCACGACGACACUGUGAACGACCGGACGAAGGGCAGCAAACUUUUGAAAGGAGAAGCACUCACAAAGAAGGUGUGGACGACGCACUUCGAAGAGCCAUUCUGGAGGAGAGGAUGCAUGUUCAGGGGCCACAAUGCACCUGCGUUCCUCGGCUUCGAAUCUCAGGAUCUGGCAUGCAUUUCGUACGGAGACAUCCAUGUUCCGUCGAUUUCAUUGAAGGAUAUUCCUGUUCAACGAGAGCAAUUGAGGCUGAAAUUGUGCUAUGGAAACAAGAAAGUGACCACUUUCAAUGCGGAUCUCUCUCAGAAACAGGUCACAAAGUCAGGAUUCUCGCUUGUUUGGCAGCCGACUGAGAGCUCGGCGUGUGCUUCAAUCGUCAAGUUUCCAUUUGAACGUCGUGCUGCGAAAGAGUUGACCGUCGAGUUGGAAAUCUUCGACAAGAUGUUCCUGCAAAGGAAGGAUCUCAUCAAACUGAUCGGAAAAGCUUCUCUGGACCAGUUGCUCCCACCGAGCAACUCGAAAAGUGCUCACAACGUGGCAGAAUUGCAGUUGAAGGCGUCGAAGGAGUCGGCCGAUUUCACUGCCAAAGUGAAUGUGACGACGAGUGUGAAUCUGAACAGAGAACUCCAGUUGCUGGUCGGCGACUUCUUGGAGAGGCCAUUGUCUGCCGAUUCCCAUCUCGCAUAUCUCGCUCAGUGCGCCUCUUUGAAUCGGGGAUCUCUGAAUGCCAAUUCGACUGUUCACAUGGCCACUCAUAGGUUAGUCGCUGAGUGUGACAAUCCCGUAGAAAAUUCGAAACCCGUAGAGUUAAUUCCCGUAGAAAAAUGUCAAAUCGCGUAGAAAUGGGCAGGGCCUAAUGCAAGGUACACGUACACUGUUUUGACUCAUUUUUGAUUGCCUUUUUCGCCCCUUUAGUAACUAUUCAUUUGAGACAUGAAAAUUUGACAGAACGAUUAAAAAAAUGCCAUGAGGAGUCCAAUAUUCUGAAUUUUCUGCAUUUUGACGUAUCUGUGUUCGCGUACUUAUUUCUACGGGAUUGUCACAUUUCCGUUAGUCGGUCUCAGAUAGUCAAGCAUUUCCACUCCCUUUUUGCAGCAUGGUCGACACUCGGGACGGAACCAAGUACACAGUGCAGGUGAUCCAUUCGGCCCCGCUGCUCCUCUCCAUGAUUCUCGUGUACGGCCGAGAGCAACGCCUCCUUUCGAUGGCUCAUUUGAUCGGAGCAGAUUCCCUUCCGAGCCGUGAUCAACUUGACAAUAACCUGGUACCCGUGAGUCGUUUUCAUUAAUUCUUUCAUAAUUCUCUCCUUUUCAGUUCCUUCCUCAUCUGUCGAAUGCCGAAGAAAGAGCGUUUGUGAUUGUGAAUAAAGAGGGCGAUUACGCGAUAAUCAAAGGAAGAUGGUCCGGAUUCUGUAGGAAACAAUCGGCGACGAAGGGCCAGAAGGCCAAGCCCGGCAACCCGGGACGUCUCCACAUCGACGCGUUCAAUCUGCUCAAGAAUACCGUUCAGAAGCUGGAAGUUCCUUCCGCCGACAGCUCCACACUUUUCCUCAUUGGCGGUUGGUUCUUGGUUGCGUCUUUCUCAAAUAUCAGUCUAAAAUUCUAGACGCACAAGCUCGUUUGCCCGGAAAACGAAUAGAAUGCCGAUCGACGAACACGGCCGAGCAGAUCGCCAGCAUCUUCUGCGUCUCCACUCUCUUCGUUCUCUGCAAUCCCGACAAAGUCCGUUCUCGGAACGACAGCACCUCAGUCGGCCAUCAGGCUCACAAAUGGCCGCUCACUCUGGCGUGUGGAUACGGUAGACAGCUGCCGACGAACAGAUUACUCCUCUCCGCCGAUCAGGACGGACUCGGUGAGCUCAAGAGUCUAAUUGUGACUGAAGACUUGUGUUCUUCCAGGAGGAUGUGAGAUUGCUCCUCUUCUGAUGUGCGGAGUCGGUUGCGACGGAGCGGCAUGCGGGGCUUGUGGAGCGUGCGGAGCCUGUGGAGCUUGCGGUGGAUGCGGAGGCUGCGGAGGGUGUGGCGGAUGCGGUGGAUGCGGAUGA